AUGGCCGGGAAAGCGCAAGCGUCGAUCCACGCCCUUGCUCCGGUCCAGCAGCCGGCAAAUCCCCGCCGACGACGCUGCAGUCGCGCGCGCGUCGCCAGUGCUGCGCACUCUUUCGUACCGUACACACACGCCGCGUACGACGCACGCCACCGGCGCGAAACGCCUUUUCAGCAGCGCGCGCGUUUUCGCACACGCCGCGUUUGUCCCCGCGAGACUCGAACCCGGACGAUACGACCGACCGGAUGAGGCAGGCUUCCUCCUCCGGGAUCGUGAUUCCAGUUCGCCGCCAGUGUAUUUUUUCGAGAACCUCGUACUCGUAAUACUAUUGUAAUAUAGUAUUGUUGUAGAUUGCGAUGUCGACGACGCGUUAUUAGCGCGCCGACAGCGACAAUCGCGAGGGAAUCGACGCGAAUCGAAAAUAUCGUAACGCCCGCCGACGACGACCCGAAAACAACGCCACAGCGGCCCUGAAAAUCGCCGCCGCCCAUGCCGUACCGGAGCGGCCGCCGCGACCAGGCGACGGCCCGCGACGUUUCGCCGGCGACGACGACGACGCCGACGCCGCACCCGUUCGUGCACAUAUGUUACAACCGCGGCCGUCCCGGAACCGACUUCCGCUCGUCGUACCGUCGUCAUCACAUGACUAUGGCGUCGUCAGAGGUCUAACAAGGAGUAUGGGAAGAGAGGCAUGGGCCUACGGCUGGACCAGAGACUAUUUAGCAAAGUCACGGUAGUCUUCGCAGCUCUCGUUCUCUCGCUGUUCAACAGGGUCCUAGUCUCAACUACCGGGUCGACGUUCAACGAUGCUGUACACAUCACGGCCAUCGUGGGCGAAUCAGUCGUGUUCAACUGCCAAGUGGAGUUCCCAGCCGAACACCCCGUGCCUUACGUUUUACAGUGGGAGAAAAAAGGUCUCGACAUACCGAUAUUCAUUUGGUAUGACAACUAUCCCACACACAGCGGUUCGGGAUACGAAGGCCGAGUGGCUAGAGUCUCCCAGGACUCGCCAUACGGUCUCGCUUCGCUCAACUUGACCAAUAUACAAGAGUCGGACCAAGGUUGGUACGCCUGCAAAGUGGUGUUUCUCAACCGGUCACCAACCAAUAAAAACGGCACGUGGUUUCAUCUAGACGUCCACGCUCCUCCGAAAUUCGUCACCAUCCCCGGUGAAGUACAAUACAUAAAUGUCGGAGAUUCCAUUAUUCUAAACUGUCAGGCUGUGGGGACACCUACGCCCGAAAUCGUGUGGUUCAAAGACGCCACAGACGUGCAGCCGACGACCACUGUAGGCAUAUUCAAUGAUGGCACUGAACUGAGGAUAUCUAACAUCCGAACUGAGGACAUCGGGGAUUACACGUGCAUCGCCAGAAAUGGCGAAGGACAAAUUAGCCACACGGCUAGGGUUUUGAUAGCGGGAGGAGCUGUAAUCAUGUCACCGCCAACAAACCAGACGAAACUGGAAGGCGAAAAAGUCGAAUUCACGUGCGGUGCCAAAGCCAUGCCCGGUAAUGUCACUGUCCGGUGGUCUCGUGACGGAGCUUUUGUGAAGUCGAUUGCAUCGCUGGAAACCAGAGUGACCAUCAAAAAAGAUGGUUCUAUGGUUAUAAAUCCCGUCAGCGCUGAUGACUCGGGCCAAUAUCUCUGCGAAGUCAGCAACGGCAUUGGCGACCCACAAUCCGCCUCUGCCUAUUUAAACGUCGAAUAUCCAGCCAAAGUUACAUUCACGCCGACCGUACAGUAUUUACCGUUCAGAUUAGCUGGCGUUGUUCAAUGUUACAUUAAAGCCAACCCGCCUUUGCAAUACGUCACAUGGACCAAAGACAAACGUUUACUCGAGCCUUAUCAGCAGAAAGAUAUCGUUAUCAUGAACAACGGUUCGCUGUUAUUUACCAGGGUCAAUCAAAACCACCAGGGAAGAUACACGUGUACACCCUACAACGCACAGGGUACUCAAGGAUCAUCCGGGCAAAUGGAAGUGUUGGUGAGGAAACCUCCAACAUUCACCGUUGAACCAGAGAACAUGUACCAGCGCAAAAUCAGCGAAUCGGUAGAGAUGCAUUGCGACGCACAAGAGGCCGAAGGCACCCAAAAGCCCAAGAUUCAAUGGCAAAGAAGAGAUGGGGCUCCGUUGCCCAAAGGUCGUCACAGCAUACACGGUGGUAAUAUCACAAUAGAAAACCUCAGAAAAACCGAUUUUGGAUAUUAUCACUGUGUCGCGAGUAACGAAGUGGCCACAAUAGUUACAACCACUCAUUUGGUCGUCGAGGGCACUCAGCCACAUGCCCCUUACAACGUUUCGGCAAACGCUUCCGAGACGACCGUUACACUUCAGUGGCUACCCGGUUACAGCGGCGGUCCCGAUUACAAACAAGACUAUACGAUUUGGUACAAGGAACCAGGGAUGGCGGACUGGUCUACAAUACCUGUCACUCCGUCGGGGAGCACGCAAGUCACCAUAAACAGACUAACUCCGGACACGACGUACGAGUUUCAAGUGGUAGGGAAGAACGCGUUGGGCGACGGAAUGCUUAGCAAAGUUAUUUCGAUCAAGACACUGGCAGCCGUACCAUUAACCGUGGCCAAAAAAACAAGUCCCGCGCCACCGGUCACCGAGUUACCUCCUCCCCCAAGCGACGACGUUGUCGACUAUAGCGACCUCAUUUUACCCACUGAAUCUUCUGGUGCUACAUUGUACCCACCGGUAUUCAGACCAAAAGGACCAAAACCCGGACCACCGAGAAAUGUAUCCAUCGCCGAAGUCAAAAAUGGCUUCGUCAUAUCUUGGCAAGCUCCAUUAGAAAGAGCUCAUUUAGUCCGUUACUACGUCAUCAACUAUAAGACAGAUGGGAUUUGGAGAACUUUGAACAAAGCACAAAUCAGGGCAGAGGACACACGUUAUCUGGUAAAAAGUCUGGUGGGAGGUCGUACCUAUUAUUUCCGAGUGGUCGCGUACUCUUUGAAGAGUUUCGAAAACAGCGAAGAAAUCAAAUUCCCCGUACCGGCCAGGGUGAAACAUAAGGCCAUCACAGCGGGCGUCGUUGGCGGGCUGUUGUUCUUCAUCGUCGCCAUAAUAUUGUCCGUGUGCGCGGUGAAGAUUUGCAACAAGAGGAAACGGAGAAAACACGAAAAAGCUUACAACAUGGUCGCGUGUAGAAUUACGGACGCCAGAAAUGGUGGCCAAAUACCGGGGACUAGUCAAGUGCCUUUAAAAAAAUCUAGAUCAACCCGAAUAUCAAGUCUGAGCAGCGGAUGCAACGUCGUUCUGAACAUGGUGGCGCGGCCGUCCCGUUCGAGUUCGUUCCUGGACCGCGGUGGCCAAGACUGCGUGGACGGUCUGCCGGAUGGGCAACGCCCACGCCGCCGCCUCGGCCGCAUCUCCCGGUCGGCCGACGGCCGGUUCGUGUUGACCGGCGACUCUGGGCCGUCCAGCCGACGGGGCAGCGGGUGUUCGUCGUCAGGCAGCAGUGACGACGGCGGGUUCCUGUCCCAUCCGAGUUUCUCCAACCGGACGUGGAGCCGACAGCCGCUACUGACGGUCAGCGGCAGCAGUGGCGGCGGCGGCGGCGGUGGCCCGAGGUGGACAGAGGACACGGUCGUCGACGACCGCCGCCGGCCGAUCGUGGCCGUGGCCACGGUGUGCGACCCGCGGACGCCGUACGGUUUCGACCGUUCAACGGCGCCCGCGGGUCCCGGUGCCGCCGACGACCGGACGACGCUGCGGAGCGUGCACGAGCGGUACAGCCAACAGCUGCCGUCGCUGAGGGCGAUACACGAAGAGAACCACCGGACGCUGAUGCGCCGGCUGCAGCCAGCCAGUCCCAGGUACAACCCGAACCCGGGCCGGUACCGGUCCAGGCACAUGCGGUACGCCCGGAGCGCCCCGGAACUCACGUCCGACGGCACCGCACCCGUCAACAACACCGUCAGUGAACGGUCGCCCGAGAGCCGUUCCAGUUCCAGCGGGUUUGGUUCCAAGAAUACUACAUCCAGCGUGCAGCACCAAAACGCCGGGGCGGCUAGCGUGCUGGACGACUGGUGUGGGGGCCGGGUCGGGCCACUGCCGCCGUACAAACACCCGCCGCCGCCGCCACCGCCGCCGCCCCACCCGUCGUCGCUGUUCUACGCCGACGGACGGUGGUUGGACUUCGGCGCGCCGCAUGUCCGGCUGCCGUCGUCGCCGCCACUGCCACCGCUGCUGUUCGGCAGCGCCGACAGCUGUGGGAGCAGCACGGCCGCCAGCGACAAGCCGCCACUGAGCGUCGACGACCAGUACGAGUUCGACCCGGUGUUCCCGCUGACGCCGACGCCCACCGAGCUGCUCCAGCAGACAGCGCUGUUCGGGCCUACCGUCGCGUGCACGCCGUCCCCGUCCCGGUCCCGGACGCCCACGCAGCUCAAGAAGGCCAAGUACGACAGCGUCGAGGCACGGCUCCGGGCCAUGAAGGAGGAGUUCCACGCGUACAAGCGCCGUCAGGCCCAGAUGGCCGGCGCGAUGAGGCAUCAGCACCACUCCGUCGGAUACGUCGAGAGCGCGUGUUGACAACGGCCUACUCUUGCCCUCCCUCCCCAUCACCGGCUACUCGCCCGCCGGAACGACGUUUCGCGCGCAAUAAACCAAAAAAAUAAAGCUCAAAGACAAAAAAAAAAUCUUAAUAAUAAAUUUCGCGCGCGAUCACAGAACAAUGAUAUUAAUAACUAAUAUAAUAUAUUAUUAUGAUUAAUAAUAUGAUGUGCAUAGAUUUAAACGUUACCGUAAUUAUUUGUUGUUAAAAAAAAAAAAAAAAUGUUUUAAACUCAGUGCGACGUAGGUACCUACACGUGUCGACUGUUGUUGGUAGGGCUGACCUGCGACGCGCGUCACGUGGUUCUAUAAUAUUAUACUAUUUAAUUAUUGUGUAUUUAAUAAUAUUGCGUUUCAUAUAAUAUAUUAAUUACUAUAGUCGUAUUUCUAAAAUUUAAAAAUAUAUUGUAUAUAUAAAAAAGAAAAAACUCGACAAAGUAAUGGCAUGGUAGUGUGUAGUAGUGUCGGAGAGGCAUAAAUUAAAAUAUGAUUGAAAUUUCAUGUUGAUUUAUUAUCGUUUUAUUUAGUUGUUUGUUUUCAUUUUUUUUUUUUUUUUU
This is a messenger RNA of Acyrthosiphon pisum (pea aphid), 5118 nucleotides long. Its product is annotated as protein turtle. The record is from RefSeq and is a predicted model, not a curated record. The coding region runs from base 689 to 4540 and encodes 1283 amino acids. Gene Ontology annotation, biological process: axon guidance; homophilic cell-cell adhesion; dendrite self-avoidance. Gene Ontology annotation, molecular function: cell-cell adhesion mediator activity. Lineage: Eukaryota; Metazoa; Arthropoda; Insecta; Hemiptera; Aphididae. The transcript has 15 exons. Gene Ontology annotation, cellular component: axon; plasma membrane.